UUGGUAUACUGCCUGCUACACUGCACACGGCCUUUUGUUUCUUUCUUUUCGAAUCCUGAAUCCUGAUCGUUGACAGGACAGUCUCCAUCGGUCCAAAUACAUAUUGAUUCAAUCAUCUCCUGUUAACGGUUCACCCUCACCCACUAGUGAUUUCAAUCCUACGGUUUAUACUCCUCUUCAUAGAAGACUUGCCAUUUCUUCAAGCUCAAACCCACUCUCAGAAGAAUUUGUGUGCCAUUGAUUUAGAUAUUUUUGAAGUGGGAAUGUGGGAUUCUCUAUGCCCCUUCAAAGUUGAAACUUGAAAAGCAAUAAGCAUUCAGAUUUCAGACUCGAACAAAACAUUUGAGAUGAGCUGCCUGCGUUGCCUUCCAAGUUUCAAUGGUGAUGCGGAGCAUGGGAAGGUAGAGAGCGGUGUAUUAAUCCGCACUUGUCGCUCUUAGAUAGAGACAUUUGUAAAGUUCCCAAUUAUUCUAUUCGAAAAGUAAGGCCUGUCUCUCCUCCAUUCAUGGCGAUACUGUGGUAAAACUAUUGUCUCUUUCCUCCCCUCACAAGUAACAACAACCUCUCCGUUUCACUUUCAUUUUCUUUCUUCCUUUCUUCUUAGUUUUUUCUCUUCUAUCUUCUGGCUUAUUUAAGUUUCUUUCAUUUUCUCACCACUGCAAGGACACACCAGAUUAAAAAAAAAAAAAAAAAAAACUCUGUUCCGUUCUCCUUUUUUUUAAUUCUUUUUUCAUAGUGAGAAGGUUAGCUCUCCAAACUUAGCUGGAUUCCUGAUUUCUGUCCGUUCCAAUUUCAUCCAUCAACCCAUCUUUCUUUCUUUUAUUUUAUUUUAUUUUAUUUUAUUUUAUUUUAUUUUAUUUUAUUUUACUCUUUUAGCUUCGUAAUCUAGCAGUCGACAUAUAUAACCCAGUUUCGAUAUUGAGCACAGGAUGCUUUGGCCAAUAUAUCACUGCAAACAUUGUUCUCCUUUUUGUUUCUUAUUCUAACUGAAUAGCUUGAGGAUUCAUAAAAGGAAGAAACAGGUCCGUCUUCCCGUUUAGGUUGGUGAUGGAGAAUCUGCCACUCUCUCUGUGGGAGUUCAAACGAUUACAAAGGUGCCAUCUUUCUCAAUUUUCUAUGUCAUAAAAAGGUCUUCAAUUUCAGUUCGGUUUGUGGUUAUGAAGUUGUGUUGCAGCUCUUUUGAACCCUAGAAUUGAGUUUGCUGAAAUCGAUUUGUAUAUCUUUCUUUUUAUUCCUCUCUCUCUCUCUCUCUCUCUCUCUGUUUUCAUGAUGAAUGUUGGAGAAGUUAAAUUGUUUAUCUGGGUUUCAUCCCUGUUGUCUUUGGCAUGUAUUUCUGUUGGAUUUACUCCUGUGGACAAUUACCUCAUAGACUGUGGAUCAUCCACCAAUACAUCGGUGGGAAAUCGUGUCUAUGUGUCCGACAUCUCCAAUCCCCGAUUCCUUUCGACCUCCAGGAACAUUUUUGCCAACAACACCGCUUCCUCCACCACCAGUUCGCCUCUGUAUCAAACAGCUCGAAUCCUCGAUGGGUCCUCUAAGUACAGCUUUCCAAUCCAAAAGCAAGGAAGGCAUUGGAUUCGACUAUAUUUCUUCCCGUUUGUCUACCAAAGCUACAACAUGAGCAUGGCAAGCUUCUCUGUUUCAACUCAAGAUUUCGUCCUCCUCAGCAAUUUUCAAAUACAGAAUGGUUCUCUAAUGAAAGAGUAUUCUGUGAACAUUACUUCAGACAGGCUCACCCUCACUUUCACUCCUUCAGAUAAUUCGUUCGCCUUCUUAAAUGCUUUAGAAGUUGUUUCAGUCCCCGACGAUCUCAUUGUUGAUGAUGCCGUUCAAGUUAAGAGUUCGACGGGUUAUCAAGGUCUGUUAACACAGGCUUUAGAGACGGUUUGGAGGGUGAACAUGGGUGACCUAGCUGUCUCCCCUCUGAACGAUACUCUAGGUCGAACAUGGAUUCCCGAUCAAGAUUUUUUACUGAACAAGAAUUUGGCCGUGGCGGUGUCGAAUAUUCCGGCCGUCAAUUAUGUGAAUGGCGGGACCUCUCGGGACAUUGCUCCUACUGCUGUCUAUGGCACCUGCAAAGCGAUGAACUCGUCGGCCGAUCCCAACAGCAAUUUCAAUGUGACAUGGAAAUUUAAUGUCGAACCUGAUUUCCAGUACCUCAUUCGCUUUCACUUCUGCGAUAUAGUGAGUAAAGCUGCUCACCAGCUCGUCUUCAAUGUAUUUAUUAACUCCUUACUAAUUGUACAGGCUCUGGAACUCUCCGAUAAAACAUUUAACGUCCUGGGUGCUCCAGUUUUUAUGGACUUCGUUCUGGGGUUAAGUUCCGAUAGCAAGAUCGUGGUCAGUAUUGGUCCUAAUACGGUGGGUGGAGCUCCCCCAAAUGGCAUUUUGAAUGGGCUGGAGAUUAUGAAGAUGAACAAUUCCAUGGGAAGCCUUGAUGGGGAUGUCUCUGCAACCACUUUCACACCAUCGAGUUCGCACAAGAAGAUGGGCUUGGUGGUGGGUGCCGCCCUUGGGGUGUUCUUUGCAUUGGCAGUUGUAGUUCUGUUCUUCUUGUGCAGGAGACGCCGACUGGCACAGCAUCAUGGUUCAAAGACGUGGAUUCCAUUACCCAUCAAUAGAAGAGGUAACUCCCACAGCAUGGGGAGCAAGUUCUCUAAUGGAACUGCAACGAGCAUCGCCCCAAACCUUGGAUACCGCUUUCCUUUUGGGGCGCUGCAGGAGGCCACGAACAAUUUUGUCGAGAGUUGGGUUAUUGGGGUCGGUGGGUUUGGCAAGGUGUACAAGGGAGUUUUAGGAGAUGGCACCAAGGUUGCAGUGAAAAGGGGUAAUCCCCAUUCCCAGCAGGGUCUUGCAGAGUUCUGGACUGAAAUCGAGAUGUUAUCUCAGUUCCGCCACCGCCAUCUGGUGGCGCUGAUUGGGUACUGUGAUGAGAGGAAAGAAAUGAUCUUAGUUUAUGAGUAUAUGGAGAAUGGGACCCUGAAAGGUCAUCUUUAUGGCUCAAAUCUACCAAGCUUGAGUUGGAAACAGAGGCUUGAGAUAUGCAUUGGAGCAGCCAAGGGACUACAUUACCUUCAUACCGGUUCUGUGAAGGCAAUUAUCCACCGAGAUGUCAAGUCUGCUAACAUAUUACUGGAUGAGAAUCUCAUGGCCAAAGUUGCAGACUUUGGGCUUUCCAAGACAGGACCCGAGAUCGACAAGACCCAUGUCAGUACUGCUGUGAAAGGGAGUUUUGGGUAUCUUGAUCCCGAAUAUUUCAGGAGACAACAACUGACGGAGAAGUCAGAUGUGUACUCAUUUGGGGUAGUUUUGUUUGAAGUCAUCUGUGCAAGACCUGUCAUCGAUCCAUCCCUUCCAAGGGAGAUGGUGAACUUGGCCGAGUGGGCGAUGAUUCAUCAGAGGAGAGGGCAAUUGGAGCAAAUCAUAGACCCUAACCUUGUGGGUAAGAUAAGGUCUGCUUCUCUGAGGAAAUUUGGAGAGACUGCCGAGAAAUGCCUGGCCGAGUAUGGCGUUGAUCGGCCCACAAUCGGGGAUGUGCUAUGGAACCUGGAGUACGCACUUCAGCUUCAGGAAGCAAAUGAAACUGAUGAAGACAGUAUUAAUCAGAUUGGUGAGGUGUCGCCGCUAGUUAUCAAUGUGAAUCCGGUGGAGAACAGUGUUACAACUGAGAGGUUGGGAGGGUCGACAUUGGGUGAUCUAUCGGGUGUCUCCAUGAGUAGGGUUUUCUCUCAGCUGGUGAAAUCCGAAGGGAGGUGAUCCAACACAUGCAGCUCUAGCCAAGGAUUAUCAAAAGGGGCAUUCUAUCUAUAUUCUAUUGUGCAGUAGUAGUGCUCUUUCUUUUGUACAGGGUGAGGGUUCGAGUAAUUUGUUUCACUUCAUAUAAACAAUACAUCCAUCUCCAUCUAGUUGAGUGUAUUCUUGUUGUAAUUGUAAUCAGUAGAUUCAGUUAUUGAGCCAUUAUAGAAUAUUUGUGUUUUCAAUCCAAGGAAUGAGAUUCAAUCU
Nelumbo nucifera (sacred lotus) is the source of this 4002-nucleotide messenger RNA. Lineage: Eukaryota; Viridiplantae; Streptophyta; Magnoliopsida; Proteales; Nelumbonaceae. The record is from RefSeq and is a predicted model, not a curated record.